Solanum dulcamara is the source of this 2332-nucleotide messenger RNA. RefSeq lists its product as uncharacterized. The coding region runs from base 110 to 2086 and encodes 658 amino acids. The transcript has 4 exons. Lineage: Eukaryota; Viridiplantae; Streptophyta; Magnoliopsida; Solanales; Solanaceae. The record is from RefSeq and is a predicted model, not a curated record.
AAUAAAUACAGAGAAAAUUUAUCAUAAAACAUAAAAAGGUGGUUUCACUUCAAACCCUAGUUGAGGAAUUUUGGUUCUCCGUUCAAUCGGCUCUGUCUACAGGUUCGUGAUGGUGCGUGCAAAAGGCAAAGCCAAUGCUUCAACUAAAACAUCUGGAAGUGCUGAUGUUGCUUCUGAAGCUGCUUUGACAAAAGACCCCAGUGAGAUGGAAAACAUCAUAGAAACUGGAGGUUUUGUUGAAACAGCAGUUACUGAGCAAACAAUUAUCACUGUUGUAGCUGAACAUGAAAAUGAUGGAGCAGAAGCUGAAACUUUAGAGGAAGAAAAUGAUGGAGUGGAAGUUGAAACCUUAGAGGAAGAACAUGAUGGAUCAUCAGAAGAACAUGAUGGAGCAGAACCUGAAACUUUAGAGGGAGAACUUGCUGCGAAUGAAGAUAAAAAUUAUAAAGAAAAUGAAGUGGUUGGAGAGGAUGAAGCAUGUACUGCUGAUAAGAAAGCAGAAGAUGCUAUUGGUAAUGAUGAAGGUAAUUACCAAGAAACUGCCAUUGAACAGGAAGGUGGUAAACAAAGCCUAGAUGAUAAGAAGGUAGGAGGUUCUGUUGGAAUAAACAAAGAUGACCAAGAAGAUGGUAUUGAAAAAAAUGAAGAUGAAACAAAUGCAAAGAAUAAGGAGGAAGUGGAAGGAAGUUUGAAACAAAAAACUAAGAGAUCGAGGAAAAGGAAUAAUAGGAAGAGAAAGGCAAAUGGACCCCCCCAAGAGAAAGGUGAAAAUAAGCAAGUUCAGAAGAAAGUAGCCUCUAUUGGCAAGGGUGGGGAAGACUCUAGAAAAUUGGACUCAAAAGUUGUUGAGCAAAGCUCUAAGAAAGUUGCUUCCGAGGAUAGGAUGGCCUUUAAGGAUACCAAUUUUGAAGGCAAAGACAAGCCCGGGCCAUCAAGAAAGAAUUCAUCUGUGAAGAAGAAGGCUAAUAGCAUGGGUAUGAUCUUUAUGUGCAACUCUGAGACUAAGAAGGAUUGCUAUCGUUACAAGGUUCUAGGAUUGCCGGCAAACAAGAAAGAGACGGUGGAAAAAAUUUACAAGGGGAUGCGGCUUUUUCUUUAUGACAUUGAUUUGAAGUUGAUGUAUGGGAUCUACAAAGCUGCAGGACGUGGUGGUUGUAACAUUCAACCCAAGGCGUUCAAGUCUCAAUUUCCAUCUCAGGUUCGUUUUACUGUUCUUGAGGAAUGCUUACCACUAGCAGAGGAGACUUUCAGGCAAGCGAUAAAGAAAAACUAUUACACCAGGGGAAAGUUUGAUUGCCAAUUAUCCUCUGAACAGGUGAAGGACCUGUGCAAGCUUUUCAGUACUGCAGGCAAAAGGUCAAGGUCCAAAGACACACGGCUGAGACCUGAGAUCAAUGUGGUACCGAAACGAGACAGAGCUAAGAGGCGUGGUCUGGAUGAAAGAAGACGUCCUGUUCGUGCUCGACAAUCUGAGCAGGUUGAAGAUCGUCGCUACCGUGAGCAGGUUGAAGAUCGUCGCUACCGUGAGCAGGUUGAAGAUCGUCGCUACCGUGAGCAGGCUGAAGAUCGUCUUUACCGUGAGCAGGUUGAAGAUCGUGGGUACCGUGAACAUCCCCAUUUGCAUGGAAGGAGUUUGAUUACCUCUCCUUUGGCUCCAUUAGCCCCGCUUCAACCUUUACCACCUCCUUCUCCUGUUCAAUCCUAUGCAUAUAAUAGGACUUUGGGAAGAGAUCCUUAUGGACGGGACACAGUGAUACAUCCUGAUGUUUACAGAAGACAAGCGGUAGUAGAGCCACGUGAUUACUACAGACGGGAGGGAAUCCCAGAGCGUCGUGAAUAUCAUCAGCCUCUGAAUUUGGAAACUAGACUCCAGGUUGCUGGUGGAAUUAAUGAUCCCUAUGUGCCAUACCGUGAGCGCCUGUCAUACCAUGUUCCUGUUAACUCGGUGCGCUCCCAGCCCGAGUAUAACCCCCCUCCAGUUGGUUUGCGAUCAGAAUACCUCCAUGGUGGUACCUCUACUGAGUACCCUUCAUCUGCAGUGGGCCGUCUGUAUGGGUAUCUUCGUCAACCUCAAUAUCGAUAUUAGGUUACCAAGAAGGUACCAUCCAUCACAUGCGGUUCUGGUUAUCAUUUCCAUCAGAAUCAUGCACAGCUUAAAACUUCAGACUUAUCUAGAAUGUCCUCAGAAUUCAUUGGGUUCUGUUUUAUGUUGUUUGAACUGUAUUAGAUGUUAAUCCUCCAUUCUUGCUGUAAGCAAGAGACUGAGUAGAUGGUAUGCCUUCUGUGUUUUGAUCAAACUAUUAUUUCCUUGCAGUGGAGACAUAACUUAUGA